AUGUCGCUCCUCGUACCCGGUGCAGCCGCCAGGGCGCUCGCUUCAACAUCUUCUUCAGGUUCCCGAUCCUUUAGCACCUCAAUUGUCACAUUGAAAAAGUCGAACCGCGCUCGUGGUGCCGCCAGAAAAUCACCUCGCAACCAGGCACUCUUUGCCGCUCUUGCUCCACGUUUAUCUUCAAGGCAAGGCGGAAUCGCUGCAGCUGCUGCAAAUGCAAGCGGCAAGUCUGGCAAGAAGGCAUCCAACAAUCUGGAGCCAGAGGAGGGCGAGACGCUUUUGACGCUCGAGCAGGCGUGCGAAGAGCUGCAGGCACACGGAGCUGCCAAGAGACCGCUCAACGCUUUCGAGGUGCACAUCGUCACAUCCGUCUCCUCGCAUCAGACCAACGCCCUUCGAGGUCGAAUCGCAUAUCCCAAAGAUCCGAGGACAAAGCAGGAGCGCCUUCUCGUAUUCGCCGAGGAAGGCUCAGAUGCUGCCGAGGCGGUCAAAGAGAUUGUCCAGAACGAGGCUGCAUCUUCAUCUUCGGCAUCAGAGCCAGGUAUCAUUCUCGGUGGCUCAGAACUCAUCUCGCAGGUACUCAACAACCGAGUCGCUGGCUUCACAAAGGUACUUUGCACCAACACGCUUCUCUCAGAGGUGUCAAAGGGUCUCGCGAGAUCGUUGGGUCCCAAAGGUUUGAUGCCCAACCCUCGUCGUGGCACAGUGGUCCCUGCCGAUGACCGUAAAGCCAUCCUCAACGCUAUCCGCGAGUCCAAAGGUGCCAUGGACUGGAGAUCUGACAAGGUCGGCGUGAUCCGAGGUGCGGUGGGUCGUCUCAAUUUCGACAAGCAGGAUGUCAAGAAGAACGUCACUACACUGCUCGAUGCUAUCGUUCAAAAGGUUCCCACCUUGGGCUCGCAGCAAGCGGCACAAGGAGCGGGUCAGGCGAAAGAGUAUGCGCCACGCGGUAACCGAUCUCCGGGAGAGCUCAAGAAGGCAGCAGGCAUCAUCAAGCAGGUUCACCUCAGCUCUACUCAAGGUCCAGGUAUCAAGCUCGACUUGCGCGAUGUUCUGGCCUGA
This is a messenger RNA of Pseudozyma hubeiensis SY62, 1059 nucleotides long. RefSeq lists its product as hypothetical. The coding region runs from base 1 to 1059 and encodes 352 amino acids. The transcript has a single exon. The record is from RefSeq and is a predicted model, not a curated record. Lineage: Eukaryota; Fungi; Basidiomycota; Ustilaginomycetes; Ustilaginales; Ustilaginaceae.